AUGAAGCACCGAGUGCCACCUUGGAGGUCCAAGGUGCUCACGAUAUCGCUCGUGCUUUGUUUUUCAUGGACCCAUCUCGUUCAAGUGCUUGCGGAUGUCAAGGUGGGUCUGGAGCUCGCUGAACAACUUCCACCCCUAGCACAUAAAGACUACUCGUACAACUGGCAAUUUUCUCCGGAAACAUUCACAGUGGAUUCAGAUGCCCCACUAUCGUAUUCCAUCGAAGGUCUUCCAGCUUGGGCCCACUUCCAUGCGUCUGAGCUGCGCAUAACAGGCCAGGCUUCAAAAAAGGGGAAACAGGAUGAAAUAAACAAUGUGAAAGUUAUAGCCGAGGAUGGCAACUCGCAAGCGACAUCGUCGUUCCAACUUGUGACGAUUUCGGCUCCCCCACCCAAACUGAAUAUUUCCGUCCAGGACCAGCUUCCCAAGGCUGCGUCGAUGGGCGAAGGAAAUAUGUUGGCCGACAAAGUUCUUCACAUGCCUCUGGGAUGGUCAUUCAGUAUUGGCUUUUUGGGUGGUACAUUCGUGCUGCCAGAGAACGACCGCGUUUAUUAUUCGUCGCGUCUUGUGGGAGGCAGGCCUCUUCCCAGCUGGCUUAAUUUCAAUCCGGACGACAUCACGUACUCCGGUAUUGCGCCUACGAGCGCAGGAAAAAGAGGCACUUCUUACGACAUCGAGCUGAUAGGGUCGAAUCGACCAAAUACAGGCGGACCGUCGAGUGCCUUUACCCUCCUGCUUGGCGAAGGAUUCGUGACGCUGAAUAACUCCGCGGCGGCAUUACCAGUAGGUAAUGUGACGGAGGGCGAUACUCUGGAAUACCACAUCUCUCAAGAUCUUUUCUUACUGGAUGGUUUCUCCCAAAGCCCGAAUGAAUUCACAUUUAAGCUGGAUUCAGACGCACCGGAUUGGAUUCAUUACGACGCCGCCUCCCAAAAUCUUACCGGCAAAGUCCCUUUCGAUGGAAAUAAUACCCAACUACAUCAUGACACCUUCAAGUUGCAUGUGUCACAUCCUAAUGCUUUCGACACUGUCAUGAAUGUAACACUUGAUAUUUUUCCCUCCCCGUUCAAGCGACCCAUGCUGCCCAACGUUACUGUGCAGACAGGCAGGGACUUUCGUGUCUCCUUGGAAGAUUACUUGCGGGAUGCAAAUGUCAACAUGAAUGUAUCGUUUGACUCCAUGAUGCGCCGUCGCUCUAUGCGCUAUCGAGAUUCUCGGCCAACGCAUCGCUGGGUUCGACGUAACGCUCCAAGCUGGGUGCAUUACGACGAUGAAACACAUUCACUAGUCGGCCAGGCACCUGACUCGGAGCAAAGAGUCACAGUGCAUAUGAGUGCAGACAACCCUGUGCCAAAUUCACCCAUCCCCCCUGCAAGCCAAUCAUUUCAGCUUCUUGUGCACAAUUCAACGAGGGUGAACCACACUGAGCCGAUUCAUCCCCAUUCAGGUCUUACUUCAGGAGAGAAAGGCGCGAUCGCUGGCUCCAUUUUGGGCGCCGCUUUGCUAGCGCUUGUCGCAUUUGCCUCUUGGUGGGCUUGGAAACGCGGGAAGAAUGGUUCAGACGCUAUGGACCCAUCGGUGGAUGCCACAUCAGAGUCAUUGAAGGAAGGCAUCACUUCAGGGCCGUCUUCUAUAAGAAAUGCGAACUACACGGACCUCGGCCCUGGAACCAGCUCGGAUUUGGCAGAUACAUCUGAGAUCCGUGAUUCCCUCCAUCCGAGCAGCCCAGCAAGUACUGCAGGUGCGGCUGCCGCGGGCGGCACCGCCACUGCUACUGCCACCGCCGCUGCUGCUUCAGGGAAGAACAAGGCAACAGACAAGUCGACUGGGGACUUGUCUUUGGGAACUCAAAGCGCAACGCGAGUGUCUCCCACAGAUGAGCCGUACGUGACACCGCCUGGUUCAGCUGGGAACUCGACACGAUCCGAUCGAAACUACGAGCAGCAGCAUCCGCGGCAGCAUGAAUUUUUCCCUGGCGUUACACAAGAUCUUCCAUACAAUGAGCCCGAGUGGCAACGCGAUGAUGAUCAAAUCAUUAUUACGCCUUUUCUUGCCCAAUCGUCCUGGCAGCCACCAUUAUUUACACAAAUGUGGGGCAGCAAACCAUACGAGACUGGGUUUAAAGCCUAUACAAAAGGUCCUGAUCGUGCAGAAUCCAGGACUAAGACGAUGGCCUCGUCACCAGAAGUGCCCGAGUCUUCCCACACUGGAAAGUCCCCAAAGAACUUCAAUAAUGGAGAUCAUGUCUCGGAUGAUACCAGCUUGCCAGCAGGAGUUAGCGACAGGCACCGGCGUUCGGCAAGAGUCCCUGCACAAAUCACGUAUCGCCCAUCAUCACCAGAACCAGAUACGACCGGAAGCGAAAAGAACGAUUUGACCACGAAGAACCAUAUGGGUUUCAUGGCGGAAAAUACCAAUUCUCUAUCAGACCAGCCAAACGAGAUCAAGUCGUCAGAGUCAAAUUUACCACAGCGAGCAUCAUUUCUAGCUGACUUUGAGCCGCGGGGACAGAAAGAUGGAUCAAAGCCUUCACAUCCGGAGGAGGAGCCCAGUUUGUCUCAGAAGAACACUCCCAGACACAUACCCGCGUCCAUCAGUAAACAAUCUCAGGAGAGCUGGGAAGAAAACCUUUGGUACGAAAUGCCACCAGCACCAAAGCGUAUGUCUCAAAUGCAGCAACGUCGAAUCAGUUCGCCUGUCACCCUUCCAUCUGCAACAGCGCUUGACACCCAACCCUCUCGAUCUAAGCCUGUGGUUGACAAACCGCCCAGACUCGAAACUCCCCUUCGCAACCGUCUGUCUCCUAUCCAAAUGGAUCUUGCGGCAGCGUCAACUAGGAGUCAGGCUGCGACAACGAUUAAACCUGUCGAAACAUCAAGUCGGCAUACAUCUUCCAAUCUAUCGCCGCCAAUUGAUCAAUCCUCGUUUGAAGGCGUGCCACAACUGGCGCCAAUUGCCUCGUCCGUCGUACGCUCACCCAUCAUGCCCGAUCUAGACGACCCGCCCCAGGUUGUGCUGCCCUUAGAAAAUAACAAAAGGUCGCCGCUAGAUGCAUUUGUUGCGCCAGCUACACAGCCUAUGGAUAUCGAGAAGACCCGCCACGUCGCGUCGUACACGCCAAAGCUUGAGAGUGGACCGUUGGACCGACGGAGCCAGUCACUGAAUGCGGAGCAACUUGACUCUGCUGGCGUAUUUGAUGACGCGGAUGAGUAUGUGCUUGACCCGUUUGCUGAUGAACAAUACCCCGAUGGCACAGUCUUGUAUCAAGAGCAGCAAGCUGCAUCAAAUGAUGAUCACACUACUGAUGUAACGUCCUCAGGGCAUUUAAAUGAUUAUCUCACAACAGAGGGCGGCAUGUACUCCAUCAUUGAGCAUGAUGACGGCAGUGAUCAGAGUCAGCCUGAUGCUAGGAACAAUGCUACUGCAGCACCGACCCAACCACCGCGUUCCGGCACCAUGGCGUCAAUUCAAAUGGCUCAGACUCGUUCCGUCACAUUUACUCCAGCAAAGCCACCACGCUUACAACUUGCUAGCUGCCGUCCGGGACAAUUUAUUGCGCUUCCUCUUAUGACAUCAGAUGCAUCCGUCCCACAAAAUUUGGCUGAAGCUAUUCAAAAGGCCAGUUCGCCAGCAAGAUAUAUCCCUCAGUUGUUUGCUCCAUCGCGGCCUGACUUGCAUGGGACAUGGCCUGAAUGGCUGGCGUGGCUGGCAUGGAAUGAUGAUGCGCAAGAGUUGGCAGGGACAGUUCCCGAACAAUGGCCAGAAAAACAGCGACUGCCUAUUCAGCUUCCUAUUCAUAUCCAAUUGAGCAAUGGCCGACAGAUACUGCAAGAAAGUGGUGUCCCGCGACAUGAAUUGCCGGAGUCUAGUGUACCCUUACUGGCUGCGCGUAUAUUGUUGACUAUCUUACCUGCUGCCUCGCCAAGCAGCACAUGA
This is a messenger RNA of Malassezia globosa CBS 7966, 3936 nucleotides long. RefSeq lists its product as uncharacterized. NCBI's taxonomy places the organism in Eukaryota, Fungi, Basidiomycota, Malasseziomycetes, Malasseziales, Malasseziaceae. Gene Ontology annotation, molecular function: calcium ion binding. Gene Ontology annotation, cellular component: membrane. The coding region runs from base 1 to 3936 and encodes 1311 amino acids. The record is from RefSeq and is a predicted model, not a curated record. The transcript has a single exon.